AAUCUCGGCAGCGACAACCUCAUACGCGCGUGUACGUAACAAAUGUUUGCCCCGCAUUCAUGCUCGGUCUAGCCCCAAUCUCCUACAAACGUCCGUUCCCUCAUGAUUCUCAUCGAUUCUGCGACCUGCCUAAAGGAGCAUUAAACCCGUUGACGAUCCAAUCAGCCAUGUUCAAUUUGCCUCCUCUUCCCUGCGUAGUGGACUCUGAGAGACUUUGUCAGGAGACUGUCGUGGCACAACAUCGUCAUCGCUCUCAUUCUCUCUCACAACUCUCUUGGCCCCCUGAACUCAUCAUCACCUCUGCAGCAACCCAACAGAAAACGUUGCCUCCAUCACCACCGACUCAGUGAAUUUUGAAGUCCUCGUGUCUGAAGGAAACUCACUCAACUCUACAUUGCUUCUUCACACUUAUCAAUCACCCCUAGUCAAAAAACGAGUCAUCAUACAUGAGCCCUCAUCACCGUAGCCGAGGGCCUCUUUCAUUCCCGACCGCCCUAACAAUCGGCGCCGUCAUCGUACUCACACUCUACUUCUACUCUCCACUGCAAUUCUUCACAAUGGCAUCUGACUCCUCAUCCUUCCUCGACAACCUCGAGGUAAGCCUGUCUCAGUCCGGCACGUCACCCCCGAAAGUCUCAGUGUCCAUCAAAAACACACACCCGGACACCCUCGUGACGCUCCUGAAAUGGAACUCCCCGCUUGACCCCGCCGUCCUCGGCCUGGGCCAAGUGUCCAUCCAACCCGCCGGGGCCUCCGAGCCGAUCGAGACCCACGCCAUCAUGAUCAACCGUAAGAUGCCGCCUGGCGCCGAGUCGCUCGUGACACUGCGGCCCGGUGAGAGCGCGGAUCAGGUUGUUGAGCUUCGCGAGCCAAGAGUACCGGGAGCUGUGUGGGAGGCGGGCAAGGCCAAAGUCGCAAUGAAAGGAAGGUGGAUGGCUGUCUGGCCUGGCAUGACUACGGAUGAGGUGUUGCAGAGCCCGGAAAAGUUGACGUCUGUCGGUGCUGGUGCAGGGUCAUUGAUAGGGGAGUGGGUGACGGAGACUAUUGAGGUUGGAAACUAGGCAGUGGACUUCCUUUCCCAGCAGAUCUAGAAGCUUCGAUCAUCUUAGUACAAUCUUUUGUUGUCUUCAGUAAAUUGCUAUCACAUCAAAUUAAGCUGAGCUGAGAAUCCUACAU
Colletotrichum godetiae is the source of this 1176-nucleotide messenger RNA. RefSeq lists its product as uncharacterized. Bases 447 to 1061 code for a protein of 204 amino acids. Lineage: Eukaryota; Fungi; Ascomycota; Sordariomycetes; Glomerellales; Glomerellaceae. The transcript has a single exon. The record is from RefSeq and is a predicted model, not a curated record.